Messenger RNA from Tachysurus vachellii, 4304 nucleotides. RefSeq lists its product as uncharacterized. Gene Ontology annotation, cellular component: plasma membrane; exocytic vesicle. Gene Ontology annotation, molecular function: small GTPase binding; neurexin family protein binding. NCBI's taxonomy places the organism in Eukaryota, Metazoa, Chordata, Actinopteri, Siluriformes, Bagridae. The record is from RefSeq and is a predicted model, not a curated record. Gene Ontology annotation, biological process: exocytosis; intracellular protein transport. The transcript has 15 exons. Bases 109 to 3807 code for a protein of 1232 amino acids.
GUGUGCAUGAACACACACACACACCAAACACUCUGAGAACCACUAGACUCUAAGAGGAACAGAAGUACACAUCUAUCUGCAGUUCUUCUGAAAAAGAUCUGUUCCAGGAUGAAAGCGUCUAGAGACGCCACCAUAUUUAUUGACCUGAGCUUUCUUUCUUCUGAGGAGGAAGCGGUUAUUCACAAAGUGCUUCUCAGAGACGAGGAUUUGAAAAAGCACGAGAUUGGACGUGUAAGGAAGCUGAGGGAGUUGGUCCCAGACCCCAAGCAGCUGAAGGUUUUAUCAGGUGAAUGGUUCGAAGAACUCAAGUCAAAGCGCUACGGACGCCAGCCGCACGUCUCGGCCGUAGUCCGCUCAUCUAUGAGAUGGAAGAAAUCAGCAGACCAUAAACCGAAUCCCUUCCUGAAGGCUGUGCUCGAGGAUAAAGAUGAUGAAAAGAACAAGACUCACCCAGAUGUAUCUACUGACCCCCGAUUGAUCCACCCAGCUCUCAGUGUGCAGGUGCAGCAGGAAAACAUAGAUGAAGCCAUCAUUUUAGAGCCCCCUGGAGUUAAACUAAAUAGUCCUGUCUUUAAAGUAAUUGAAGCAGGAUGUCAAUCAGGACCACAAAUUCAAGAACAAGCACCUCUUGUUGAACCUCCGAAACUAGAGUCUAUGCAGGAGUUGAAGAUAAAACCUGACAUUACAAAUAAAAUCAAUACAAAUAUCUCGGAUACCGGAAAAACAACGCUGAACGAGGAUUUGAGUGUGGAGACCAGUUUGGAGACCAGACCCAAACAGACAGAUGAAAAUACGGCUAGAAAUUUCAAUAUACGGUCUUUUAGCAAAGCACAGGAAACCUCAAAUUGGGAAAUAUGUCAAUUUGGCAGUGAUGCUGAUGAGUUCAAAGAGCCUGAAUCAAAAGUUGAGGUUGUCAUAAUCAACUCUAUCAACAGUACAGAAACAAAAGCGAGCAACAAGCAGAACAAUCCCAGACCCGAAAUGGUGUUGAACUCUGGAUUUGGAUUCAAAGAAGAAUUUCCAUCUCCGAUACCAAAGAGAAGAUCUGGUAACAAAAUCAGUGUCACGAACAUCACCACAAAGCAAACAACUCCAGCAAGGAAAGAAGAGUUAAAUAUAGAUUCAAACAGAAAGGACAAUCCAGGUAUACUAGAGAAUUCAAAAAUAGAUCCAGUUUAUAAUGUAAACACGCUAGAUUUUGUUAAUUUGGAGCAGAGUGAUCCAAUGCAAGAAAAGAGACAGCCUGUCCAGGAAAUCAUAGUCACCGACUUUAGACGAAGAUCUCCAACCAAGAUGGAAAAGAUAAGUAUUGAUUUAGAUGUAGAAAAGAAUCCAGAUUUUCUUAAAGGCCCGGUUAAUAAUGCAAACACACCAAAAUGUUCCAUUUUGAAUCAGAGUUUAGAUCCAGUGCAGAAAGGAAAUGAAAGAGUUGCUGAGGAAAUCAUUGUCACUGACUUUAAACAAAGCUCUCCAACAAAGAUGAUGGAAUUAAAUAUCGAUUUAGAUGUGGAAAAGAAUCCAGAUUUUCUCGAAGGCCCGGUUAAUAAUGUGAACACACCACGUGUUAACUGGGACCAAAAGAGUUUAUAUCCAGUACAGAAAGGAAAGGAAAGGGCUGCUGAAGAAAUUGUGACCGUUGGCUCCAAACAAAGAUCUCCAACAAAGAUGGAGGAAUUAAGUAUCGAUUUAGAUGUGGAAAAGAAUCCAGAUUUUCUCGAAGGCCCGGUUAAUAAUGUGAACACACCACGUGUUAACUGGGACCAAAAGAGUUUAUAUCCAGUACAGAAAGGAAAGGAAAGGGCUGCUGAAGAAAUUGUGACUGUUGGCUCCAAACAAAGAUCUCCAACAAAGAUGGAGGAAUUAAGUAUUGAUUUAAAUAUGGAAAAGAAUGCAGAUUUUCGUGAAGGCCCGGUUAAUAAUGUAAACACACCAAAAUGUGUUAACUGGGACCAAAAGAGUUUAGAACCAGUACAGAAAGGAAAGGAAAGGUCUGUUGAAGAAAUUGUGGCCAUUGACUCCAAACAAAGAUCUCCAACAAAGAUGGAGGAAUUAAGUAUUGAUUUAAAUAUGGAAAAGAAUCCAGAUUUUAUUGAAGGCCCAAUUAAUGUAAACACACCAAAUUUUGCCAAUUUGGACCAGAGUUUAUAUCCAGUGCAGAAAGGAAAUGAAAGAGUUGUUGAGGAAAUCCUAGUCACCGACUUUAAAAAAAGAUCUCCAACAAAGGAGGAAUUAAUUGUUGAUUUAAACGUGGAAGCAAAUACAGACUUUGUGGAGGAUUUAAACACCGGGCCAGUUCACGAGGACGUCCGUAAAAAUGUGAAUAGGUUAAAGGACCCUGACAGAGAUGAGCUCCAAGAAUCAGUUGCUGGAGGAAAAAGAGUCUUUGAUGUGGAAUUGAGGAAGUCUGCAAACACUAAUCAAAAGGAUUCAGUGGAGAUUAAAGAAAUCGGUGAAACAGAACAAGAAGGUUGUUUUCUAGACAGGGAGGAUGAAUGUGGGAUCUCUGAAAGCGAUAUUUUAGCCAGUGUUUAUGCGCGCGCCAUUAGGCCCAAAUCAGGUGUGUCGAAAACAACUUUGGUACAAGAGCCAGUGCAAAAGUCUGCAGACGUGAUUCCGACUAUAGUGGUCAUGCCGUCUGAAUCUGAAGAGAUGAAAGAAAUGAGGCCUGUAAAGAAUGAGACGCCUGGCCCUGAAGCACUUGUUGAGGUUGGAAAACCUGGCACAGAUACUUGGGAGGAUGAAGGAGUGGAUUCGGACGAAGACAGCAGCUCAGCGUCCAGCCACGACUCGGAUUUGUCAGGAAAAAGGGGCCCGUUUUCUGCCAGUACACUUUCUGUUACAGAGCGCACUGCCAGUUUGCUGAGCGUCUACAGCGAUGCCGGAGACUUCGGGAGCGUAGCUGUGCAGGGAUCGGUGGAGUUUGCUAUAAUGUACAGUCCUCUUGGAGAGCUUGUCAUUAUGGUGGAGCAGUGUCAGGAUCUGGCCAUCGCAAACCCACGCAAACAACGCACAGACCCAUACGUAAAGACGUACCUCUAUCCAGACAAGAGAAGCAAGAGGAAAACUUCCAUCAAGAAGCAUACACUGAAUCCGGUCUAUGUUGAAUCGUUGAGAUAUAAAGUAAAACGUGAAGAAUUACACGGAAAAACUCUGAAUUUAUCUGUAUGGCACAAUGACUCCCGGGGCAGAAAUGCCUUUUUGGGUCAGGUUGAGAUCAAUCUGAAGCACUGGGACUGGAAACAUGAGGCGCUCACAUGGUACAACCUCCAACCAAAGAAUGUAGAUAAUCAGGAGUCGCAGGAAUAUCGAGGUGUUUUAUGUGUCUCGCUGAAAUACAUGCCAUCGGAAGCCACAGGUGGGUCUAAACACAGCCAGGCUAUGGGAGAGAUUCACAUCUGGCUUCGUGAGGCGAGGCAUCUGCGUCGCCUGAAGGCCCAAGGAGUCGACUCCUUCGUCAAGUGCUACAUGUUACCUGACACAAGUAAGAAGAGUCGCCAGAAGACCCGCGUGGUGAAGAAGACGCAAGACCCUGUGUAUAACCACACCAUGGUGUACGACGGCUUCAGAGCGGGCGAGGUGUGUGAGGCCUGCUGUGAGCUCACCGUGUGGGACAACAACAAACUCUCCAAUCAGUUCCUCGGAGGAGUGCGGCUCAGCCUCGGCACAGGUCAAAGUUAUGGGAAGAAAGUUGACUGGAUGGAUUCAGAGAAUGACGAAGUGGAGAUCUGGAAAAAAAUGAUGGCUAGUCCAAACAGCUGGGUUGAGGCAGAGCUUCCGCUCAGGUCUUCCAUGACUCCCAGGAAGUGAGACUGACACUUAAGAACAGCAGCAACUGUGUGUGUGGAUGUGAAUAUAUACAUAUAUAUAUAUAUAUAUAUAUAUAUAUAUAUAUAUAUAUAUAUAUAAUAUAUAUAUGGAUAUUUUUUUUAUAUGUGGAUAUUUUUUUCCAGAAAGUUGAUGAUUAGAUGCUAAUUAUCUUUGUACAUUGUCUAAUUCUUUAAAGAAUAGAAUUAUCUGAGCAGAUUUGAGUUGAAAUCCAACACAAAGACAUCACUGGGCAGAUUCCAUAAGCAUCAGCAGCUGAUAUAUACAGGAAGUGGAUGUGGACAGAUUUGUGUGUAAAAUGAUUAAAUGUGGAUGUGAAAUACAAAUUGCUGUAAUGUUUUUCAAUGAAGUUAGAAUCCGAUUCUAUUCAAAUAAAAGAAUUGUUUAGGGAUUUUUUUGUUUCCCCUCUGUAAAAUUUUCUUGAAUACAGUCAUGAAUAAAUUGGUGUAAGGUGCACCUCUGUCCAGCUGAAUGAUUUA